Molecule: messenger RNA, 3994 nt
Organism: Rhea pennata
Lineage: Eukaryota; Metazoa; Chordata; Aves; Rheiformes; Rheidae
Gene: ZBTB41
Product: zinc finger and BTB domain containing 41
Exons: 11
Coding region: 294-3014 (906 amino acids)
Biological process (GO): regulation of transcription by RNA polymerase II
Molecular function (GO): DNA-binding transcription factor activity, RNA polymerase II-specific; protein binding; RNA polymerase II cis-regulatory region sequence-specific DNA binding
Source: RefSeq, a predicted model, not a curated record
CACCCCGGCGGAGGGACCGCGGCCCGGUCCGCGGCGUCUCCUGCACACCGGGCCGAGGCGGGCGGCGAGCCUGGCCGCGGGAUGACAGGUGAUGGGCGGGGAGGGCCGCGGCGCCCCUGCCCCCGGCAGCCCCCUGACAGUUUCCCGGCAGCUCCCCAGCUGCGGGGUAAGAGCGAAAUUAUGACAUUGCUGUUACAUAUUUUCCCCAUAACAUCUGGAGCAGAAGCAGGUCUUCACCAGAAUUUUUUUUCAGUCACCUAUGAAGCGCCAGAUUUCAAAGUUGCGCUUCUGCAAUGAAGAGAAGGAGACGGCUCGCUGCAAAUCUAAAUGAGAAGGUUCAUCUUGGCCAUGAGAAGGAUACUUCAAAUCAGAUUCUUGUAGUAGACUGUGAGCAAGAAAUUCUCUCCAAGUCAGCAGGAGUAGCUCCAGCGGAUCACCUUGAAUCUUCCCAAGAACUUUCACCAUCAUCAGAACAAAGAAAGCUCCUAAGCUCACUGCAGUAUAACAAAAAUCUGCUUAAGUAUUUAAAUGAUGAUAGACAGAAGCAUCCAUCAUUUUGUGAUUUACUCAUAAUUGUAGAAGGAAAAGAAUUUAGUGCUCACAAAGUUGUAGUAGCUGUUGGAAGUAGUUAUUUUCAUGCCUGUUUGAGCAAAAAUCCAAGCACUGAUGUUGUCACAUUAGAUCAUGUAACUCAUUCUGUCUUUCAGCAUUUACUUGAGUUUCUGUACACUUCUGAGUUUUUUGUAUAUAAAAAUGAAAUUCCAUUAGUGCUGGAAGCAGCCAAAUUUUUAGAUAUCAUUGAUGCAGUCAAGUUACUAAAUAAUGAAAAUGUUUCUAACAUACAGUCUGAAGUGAUAACUGAUGCCCCAACACCAGUAGAAACACUCAGUGAAUUGACUGGUAAACUGUUAAAUAGUCAUCAGUGCAGUUUUUGUGGCCGAAGCUUCUGUUACAAGAAGUCUUUAGAAAAUCACUUGACUAGAGCCCACAAAUCUCUUUCACUGGAAAGAAAACAUGGGUUAAAAAUGGUUGAGAAGGCUGACUUCUCCGCUAGGCGAUCUACAAGAAACCGUAAAUGUCCAGCUAAGUUUGAUAACAGUGACAAUGAAAGUGGUGACAUAUCUGACAGCAAUCUGGAAAAAGUCAGUUCUGACAAGGAAACAUCAGAUAAAAGCGAAUCUGAAGACAGCGGAAGUGAAUGCAAUGCUGAUGAAGAAGGACAGGAAGAGCAGGUAUCAGGUGAAGAUUCAGAUACCGAAGAUCAAAGUGAAAAAGAGCAUAAUGAUACUGAAGAGGGUUCUGAGGCAGUUGAUUCAAUGGGAAAUAUUCCUGAAGGCUUAGUCCCAGUAAUUGUUCAAACCAGUAGCAAAAAACUACUGCAGUGUCCUAAGUGUGACAAAAAAUUUGAUCGAAUAGGCAAAUAUGAGAGCCACACACGUGUACACACAGGUGAGAAGCCUUUUGAGUGUGAUAUAUGCCAUCAACGCUAUUCAACCAAGUCCAACCUGACAGUGCACAGAAAGAAACACGCUAAUGAUACUGACUUUCAUAAAAAGGAGCACAAAUGUCCCUACUGCAAUAAGCUGCAUGCAAGUAAGAAGACUUUAGCAAAACAUGUGAAGAGGUUUCAUCCAGAGAAUGUACAAGAAUUUCUUUCUAUCAAGAAGACAAAGAGUGAAGGUUGGAAAUGUGAUAUUUGUAAGAAAUCUUUCACUCGAAGACCCCAUUUAGAAGAACACAUGAUUCUUCACUCUCAGGAUAAACCCUUCAAGUGUACCUAUUGUGAAGAGCACUUUAAAUCACGAUUUGCAAGAUUGAAACAUCAAGAAAAAUUCCAUCUUGGGCCUUUUCCUUGUGAUAUUUGUGGCCGUCAAUUUAAUGAUACAGGAAAUCUGAAACGCCAUAUAGAAUGUACUCAUGGAGGAAAGAGAAAAUGGACAUGUUUCAUCUGUGGAAAAUCCGUUAGGGAACGCACAACUUUGAAAGAACACUUGAGAAUUCAUAGUGGAGAGAAGCCUCAUCUUUGCAGUAUUUGUGGGCAGAGUUUUCGUCAUGGAAGCUCUUACAGACUUCAUUUACGAGUCCACCACGAUGACAAGAGAUAUGAAUGUGAAGAGUGUGGGAAAACAUUUAUUCGGCAUGACCAUCUGACCAAACACAAAAAAAUACACUCAGGUGAAAAAGCACAUCAGUGUGAGGAAUGUGGAAAGUGUUUUGGCCGUAGAGAUCACCUCACUGUUCAUUAUAAAAGUGUUCAUCUAGGAGAAAAAGUUUGGCAGAAAUACAAAGCAACAUUUCAUCAAUGUGAAGUCUGUAAGAAGGUUUUUAAAGGGAAAUCAAGUUUGGAAAUGCAUUUUAGGACACAUUCAGGUGAGAAACCAUACAAAUGUCAAAUCUGUAAUCAGUCUUUUAGAAUUAAGAAGACAUUAACAAAACACAUGGUUAUUCAUUCAGAUGCUCGACCUUUUAAUUGUCAACACUGCAAUGCAACAUUUAAACGAAAAGACAAACUGAAAUAUCAUAUUGAUCAUGUGCAUGGAACAAAGGCUGCAGAAGAGGCAUUGACAUCUUCUUCUGAGGAAAAGCUAGUCUCCUUACCAGUACAGUAUGCGUCUGAUGACAAAGUUUACCAAACCGAGGCUAAACAGUAUGCGGAACAGUCAAAAGCAUAUCAAACAGAAGCCAAAACUUUGCUACAGAAUGUAUCUACAGAAGUAUGUGUGCCAGUGACUUUGGUACCAGUUCAGAUGUCUGAACCUCAGGCUGAUCUGGUGCAGCAUACUACUCAGCCGCAUGGCAUUCUUCCUCCACAACCUGAACAGGCAGAUUAUCAGCGAGCAACGGAUCUAUCGUUUCUAGAGAAAUAUACUCUCACUCCACAACCUGCAAAUAUUGUUCAUCCUGUAAGGCCUGAGCAAAUGUUGGAUCCUAGAGACCAGUCAUACCUUGGAACUUUACUGGGGCUAGAUGCAGCUCCUACUGUACAAAAUAUUUCAAACAAUGAACAUUCGUGACCUGACCAUAACAUUCCACCUAACUUUCUAAGCCAUUAGCCAACAGAAGGCUGAUAUGGCAAUUAAGAUUUAUAUUUUAUUUGGACUCAUGAGUCUUCUGCAUAGUUUUGGAAAAACAGGUUUGUUUACAUAAUAUUUGAACAUUUAGGCACACUUUUAUGCAUACUGAGAGAGUGUUUCUUGUGAUUUUAAGAGUUUUUAAAAUCUUACAGAUGGUCUUGUAAAAAAUAUGCUCUGAAAUAUCUUUUAAGGAUAGUUGAUGAAAAAUGUAAUUACAUAUCUACCUAUUAAUUUAAAAUUGUUUGCCUUUCUGCAUCUCACUUUGAGCGAAUGUCUUAAGUGUAAUAGAAAGCAUACUGGAAGAAUAAGGGCUAUGUCUAGUUCAUUAAAAGUCAUAAUGGGGGGACAGGAAUGUAAAACAAAAACUUCACAUUUUGCUUUACAUAUAAAUUAAAAUACAAUUGUAAUUGAAUCCUCAGACAUCUUUGGAAGAUUUAAAUUCUGCCUGACACUUAGACCUAGCCAUUGGACAUAGGAACUAGAUUCUUUGGGAAAGUGAUUCAGAUAUUCUCUAAAAUUACCUGGCAGGGAGCUGUAAAGAUUCCCCAAAAAAGAAAAUCAAGUGUAGAGAGAUUAGGCUACCAAAAUUUGGUCUCUUAUUUCUUCUUUGGUCUGUAAUAUCAGAUACUGAAUUGUGUGUAAGAACUUAGACAAUUGUACUGUCUAAUUUUCUAAAGUCAGUCCUAUAUAAUUUUAUAGUCAUUUUUUUUUCUUGCUUCUUUAUUCUUCCUUGUCUUCUAAAGUGUGCCCAACACUGUAACUUUGAGAGAAAUGGUAGUAUUUGCAAGAUCAUUUUAACCUAUGAACAAUAAUACAGGAUUGGCAUAGUUUAUCUUUGUUAGAGCAUAAAUUGUGCCAGGUCCCACCUUAGCAUGUUCAUUUUCAAGUUUUGUGAUGAAGAAGAAAUUUAAAAGUUAUUA